Molecule: messenger RNA, 3620 nt
Organism: Amaranthus tricolor (Joseph's coat)
Lineage: Eukaryota; Viridiplantae; Streptophyta; Magnoliopsida; Caryophyllales; Amaranthaceae
Exons: 2
Coding region: 336-3140 (934 amino acids)
Source: RefSeq, a predicted model, not a curated record
UCCUCAAUGUAAGUUAAAGAGGAUAGUAUCUUCUUAAAAUUCCUUUUACAAUUCCUCAAAAUUUCUUCUCUACGAUUCAUUUCCUAAAUUUCCCUUUUAUCUUCAUCUUCAAGAACCAAAGUAUUGGAGUUUUAAUGGUGCUUAUCAUCUCCUCCCUUCAUCUUCUUUAUCUCCAACAAAAAUAAACAAUCAGUAACUUUAUUCAUUAACCGGGGAAUCUGACUUUUUGCAAGUUCUUUUGUGAUACACCAUUUAUGCAUCAAGAUUAUGAAACUUGGAGUUUUAUCACAAGUUUUAUAUGAAGUUUGGAAGCAUCUAAGUGGAAUUUGAGCAUUAUGACACUUGAAGACUUCCUUACCUCGACUGAGAUGAAAGAUGGGUUCACUACUCCUGCUCAUGUUGAGGAGUUGAUCAAUGUUAUGCAGAAGCAGAAAGAUUCUUCAGUGAAGAGUGUUCAUGAUGCGACGAGGCAGUGGGCUGCUGUUGCUAGUACAAUAGCAGCUACGGAGAGAAGAGAAUGUCUUGACCUUUUUGUCCAAUUGGAUGGACUUUGGUUUAUUGAUAGAUGGCUUAGGGAUGCUCAAAUUUUUCCUCAUGAAGCGAGUGAUUGCUUUGUGGAGGAGGCCAUCUCAGCAUUGUUACAUGCAGUUGAGAAGCUUCAGAUAAACCCUGAGAAGCUCUCAUCGUCAGGGAUCUGCAUUACUGUUGGAAGUCUUUCUAGUUAUAAAAGCACUAGAGUCCAAGAUAAGGCAAAAGCUCUUUUUGAUAGAUGGAAAACUGAGGAUCUUGUUUGCAAAAGAAUGGAUGUUGAGCAAACCACACUUGACAAUCAAGCUCCUGGAUCAAAUCUUUCUGCAAACAAUGCCACUUGUGCAAGAUCCCUUAAUAAGGAGAAGUUGGAAUGUGUUGGAAAGUGGGAAGAUAAGUUUCCUAGUGAUCAAGCGAGCUCUAUUGAGGGUGAUCUUGUGAAGGAAGAAGUAUGCCCAUCUAAAGGACUGUAUGCAGAUUGUGAUAUAGAAGCAGAGCAAGGCACAGAUGAGAUGGCUCUUCAAGUUGAACAGGAAAAGCAUGAAAACAAGCUUAAUAUGUCAUCUGAUACACCAGUUGUUAAGGUUACUUCUGCAUGUGGUGUUUCUGAUUGCAAAGAUAUGUCUUCAAGAACUGAUGCUAAGUCUGCUGAAGAAGCUAUUGUUAAACCUGAUAUGGGAGAAUCUGUAGUCAAAGAGGGAUCGCCAUAUGAAAAUACGUCUGCAUGCAAUACAAAUAGUCCUGUCUGUAAAUCCAGCAGUGAGAUUGAUGAUGAUGAGGAGAAUGGUUUGGAUCAAGGUAAUCGUUCUGCUCUGGAGGAAUUUAAGGAUCAAGAAGCAACUAUUUCCAGAUCGGAAGAUGAUGAUGAUGAACAGAGCGAGAAGAGUUAUCUCGGCAACAGUUGUGAAUUUGUAACACUAACAAAACACAAAAAAGGUACUGAUAUCAUCCAGCAGACACGAGAUUUGGACCUUGAGGAUGGUACAGUUGAUGCUUUAGAAGUUGCUCGGUUGGUUGCCAAAGAAGUUGAAAGAGAAGUAGGGGCCUAUUGUGAGCAAUCUGGAACCUCCUCUUCUUCUUCUGAUGGAGAAUCAAGAGAUAGCAUUAGGGAGUCUGAUAGCCCGAAAUCUAUAAAUGGAGUGCAGGACAUGCCAAUAGAUGGUCCACUGAAUCAAUCGUCAGCAACGGAAAAUACCUCUGAUGCUACUACAAAGGCACCUCUAAUGAGUCUGGCUAAUUUGGAGACUAAUUUGCAAAAUCAUACCCAAGAUGGAGAAUCCUCUUUGGUGACUGAGGUUGCCCGGGAACCAGAAAACAGAGAGAAAAGUUUUCUUGAUUUUGACCUGAACCAAGAAUUUUCCUCUGAGGAUGGUGAUCAGGUGGAAACUACUAGUUCAAAUCCAGUAUCAGUCGUAUCUGCCUCGAGAGCUAUUGUGGCUUCUGGAAUUCCUACAGGCCCUCUUCAAUUUGAAGGAAGUCUUGGCUGGAAAGGAUCUGCAGCCACUAGUGCAUUUCGACCCGCAUCUUCUCGUCGGGCGUUUGAUAGUGAUAGGCUUAUUUCAGGUGGGGAUACCAGUAUUGGUUCACGACAGAGGCAAAAUAUUCUUCCUUUUGAUUUGAAUGUGGCUGAAUGUGUGGAUGAUGAGAUUGUCAAUAUAGGACUAGAUAGACACAAACAGAUUUUACCCGGCCUUCCUUCAGACGAGUCUUCUGUUCAAGUAAGUCCUAACAAACCUCAGAGGUUCAAAUUGGAUUUGAACCAAUCAGAGGAUGAUGGGGGACUUUUGAUAUCCGAGUGGAAAAUGAGUCGUCGAAACUGCCAGCUAAGUUCAUCGCCUGCGUCUUCUUCAUCAUGCAUGCUACCUUCGAUGAGGAACUUCGACUUAAAUGAUAAACUGUUGAAUUGCAAUGAUUCGGCAGACCAUUCUGUUUUUCUUGGGGAGUCUUCUCACAAAGUUAAUCCAUGUAUGGGUUCAUCAGGUGAAAAUGUUAUUUCAAUCUUGGGUGCCAAAGUCUCAAGAAAUGCAUUUCCUCAGAUGCCAUUGCCUUUUCUGAAUGGGAUGACUUCAGAACCUAUGAUGGAUGCUAACUUUUUCCGAGGGGGACUUUUGAUGGGGUUGGGAGCUCCAGUUACGUAUCCGCUUGGAUUCAAUGGGGUUCCCAUGUGUCCCACUGUUUCUCUUGAAUCAGCACAGAUUUAUAGACCCACUGUAGCAAUGCCAUAUGUUUUUGAAUCUAGGGGAGCUCCUUUUCUACCUCAAAUGUUGGGAUCUGCAUCAACCAUUCCGCCUUCCUUUGGUCAGCCAUCAUUAGUCAUGAACACGGUAAACGCAACACCUGGUCCUAACCUUGCUACCCCUUUGCGCCCCCCCAUACUUGAUUUGAACUCUGGGUUAACCAAUGUUGUCGAAGCACGAAAUCCUGAUCCUGCGUUUUUUAGGCCGCUUUUCAUACCUCAUAGUCAGGGUAAACUAUCAGAAGAGCAAUUGAGCCUAAGAGACACUUUAAGACCCUUGGGUUCUGGCAGUGGUGGUGGAAAACGAAAGGAGCCUGAUGGUGGAUGGAAUUUCUAUCCUACGAACUACAAACAUCAACAACCACCACAGUUGUAGAAAAGUUAUAUAUUUUGGGUAUUUGUCUUUGGUUUUCUGCCUAACAACUCGAGAAAAGCUUACUGAUGCAUAAAAUCAUCCAGAAUGUAGCGGAUUUGGCAAUAGGAGAGUUGGAAUUUAGUUAUAAAAUUGAAUAAAUACUGGAGAUGAUUGGUUUGAUAGUGAUUCAUGGCCCAAACCCAACAGCUAGAGGAGAGAAAUUAGGUUUAUUGAUUCUUUUUAAGUUUUAGUUUCCAUAAUUUCCUAUUUAUUUUACUUUAUUUGUCCCAUAUAAGGCUAUUGCAAGAAUAGAAAUAUCUGGUACAUGUUGCUGAAAUAUCUCACCCAUACAUAGAAAUAUAUUGAAUGAUCCCUUUUCACAUUUAUGUAUCGCUUGUAGUUGUAGGAUUCACUAGUUUUAUACACUGAGUAGUCAAGUAUGUAUAUUGUUCUGUUUAUUUUUUAAAAGUUUUAAUAUUAGGUGAUCCUCUUAAUUAUAAA